This is a messenger RNA of Cantharellus anzutake, 738 nucleotides long. RefSeq names its product integral membrane protein DUF106-domain-containing protein. Gene Ontology annotation, cellular component: EMC complex; membrane. The record is from RefSeq and is a predicted model, not a curated record. NCBI's taxonomy places the organism in Eukaryota, Fungi, Basidiomycota, Agaricomycetes, Cantharellales, Hydnaceae. The transcript has 7 exons. Gene Ontology annotation, biological process: protein folding in endoplasmic reticulum. The coding region runs from base 1 to 738 and encodes 245 amino acids.
AUGCGGAAAGCAUUCAGAAAUGUUUCCCUAUACCUGAACCCACAAAUUCGUGAUUGGGUUCUCUUUCCAAUCACGCGCGUCAUAAUUCUGGUUGGAAUCCUGCGACACUACGUUGCCCUCCUCAAUUCUCCACCAAAGAAGCACUUCCACUGCAUCCCCACUCGUCACUUCCUGGUCGCUCAUCGCACAAUUAUUAGACGGGCCAUUUCUUGUUCCCAGAUACUUCGAGCGACAUCCACGUCCUCCCCUCUUCCACCGCACCCCUAUCGCACCAUUUCAUCACAUCUCUGCAUCGCAUUCACCGAAGGAACUUACCUGAAUGAAAAUCCUCCAAAGACAUUCGCUGAUCCAGGUGCUAUGGAUGGCAUGGUGGAAGGGCUGAAGAAGCAAAUGGUCAUGAUGGUGCCGCAGAUGCUCAUUAUGGGAUGGAUCAAUUUCUUCUUUCAGGGUUUCGUUUUGAUUAAACUCCCGUUCCCGCUAACGCUUGGCUUCAAAUCAAUGAUGCAGCGUGGCAUCAAGACUCUUGAUAUGGACGUUCAAAAUGCCGCAGACUCAACGCCAGAUAUGGCUGCUCAUUCGGUUCCGUGCUCCAUUGGACCAGGGGCUCCAGGUUACAAGAAACUUUUUGCUCACGAAAAGGAUAAUCUGCAGUUUGCAGAGGAGCAAUAUAAGUGGGUUUGCGAUGGCGUAGAAACCGGAGUGUUGGAGCAAUGGGGCAAGAUACGUGCUAUAAAGUGA